Iphiclides podalirius (scarce swallowtail) is the source of this 231-nucleotide messenger RNA. Lineage: Eukaryota; Metazoa; Arthropoda; Insecta; Lepidoptera; Papilionidae. The record is from the annotation of a GenBank genome assembly.
AUGCCACACAGUGUUGAUAAAGUGGAGUACGGCGGCAAGUAUGUACUGCGCUCUCUGUCCAUCCCUUUAAGGAGGGUUGCACGAGGCCGGCCGCGGACUGACGGUACGCAGUCCGCAGCGCAGGCCGCAGUCCGCGACGGCCGAUUAGUGUCGCGCACUGGUGGAAUGUCGGUCCAAAAUUUCACGUGUUCUGGAAGUCCGAACGAACAUCCGCUCGGAUGCCGCGCAUUU